Molecule: messenger RNA, 2112 nt
Organism: Closterium sp. NIES-65
Lineage: Eukaryota; Viridiplantae; Streptophyta; Zygnematophyceae; Desmidiales; Closteriaceae
Source: the annotation of a GenBank genome assembly
AUGCGGCCGAAACGCGUAACGCGUAAAGCGGGCGAGACGCGACCGGGAGCGCGGUCGUGGAUGGAGCGCAUGGCGAAGGCGGCGGAGGAGAUGGCGCGCGGCGCGGAGCGCGCGUCGAAGGAAAUGGCGAAGGUGGCCGCGGCGACGCUGGAGAACCACAGCAAGGCCAUCGAAGCGGCGUCGCCGCUGCUGUCGCAGAUCGUGGGGGGAAACGAGAAGGCGAGCAACUUCAUCGCGAAUCUCAUCGUUCCGCACGCCCCUGGAGCCUCCGCCAGCGGAUCUUCCGCCACCUCCCCGCGCUCAGCAGCUCCGCAGCAGUUGGCGGAAGACCACCUGCGCGAGGUGUCCGAUGACGUGGUAGCCCACGUCAGCAUCAAGCCUGCCAACGUGGCGCCGAUGACGUCAUCGUUCACAUCCCCGUCAUUGGGCGACGAUGAUUCCGCUGCUGCUGCUGCGGCUAACGCGGAUCCUACCUCGGUCCCACUGGAAAUGCGCAAGGCGGGCGCGCACGUGCUGGAGGGGCGGGAGGAGCGCGGCGCAAUGCGCGCGGAGCUGCAGGCGCUGGAGGCGCGCAUGGACGCGGCUUCCGCGGCGGUGGAGGCGGCAAAGAGCCGCCGGGGGGAGCUGCUCCAGGCGCACCCGGAGCUGCGGCAACGUGUGACCGACGUGGUUGAGGGGAAAGUCACUCCACGUGCCGUCACCGUCACCCCCACGGCUGUAGCGCCGUCCUCUCCGUCUUACGCGCCGUCUAAUGCGCCGGGCAACUCGGACGCGGAGGGAGAGGCGCAGGAGGAGUGGGAGGAGGCGGAGGAGGAGCAAGCGCAGGCGCAGGGGGGCGCGCACGGGGCCGCGCAGCAGGGGAUGGUGGCGGGGUCGGUGCAGGCGCUGCGGGCGGGGCGGCAUAGGCAGCGGGAGCGGCUGCAGCGACCGGGCGUUGAGAGGAGGCGACAGCACGCCGCUCAGGUGCGUCUGUCUGUGCUGCGCUCACUGGCAGAGCGUCACGGUGCGUCUGUCGGUGCUGCGCUCGCUGGCAGAGCGACACGGUGUGCUGGCGCAGAGCACAGUCGCGCAGGCGACAACUGGACAGGCACAGCAGCAGCCGUUGCCGCUGCUGCCUGUGGUGGUCACGGCAGCACUGUCCCCUGUGGAGCUGGAACUGGUGAGAGCACCUGCCAUGGGAUCCCUGCUGCCUCCCCUCCCAUGUGCCCUCCCCUCCCCUGCCCUGCCCUGCCCUGCCCUGCCCUGCCCUGCCCUGCCGUGCAUCCCCUGCCGCCUGUGGUGGACACGGCAGCACUCUCUCUUGUAGAGCUGGAACUGGUGAGAUCACCUGCUGGAACUGGUAAGAUCACCUGCUGUGCGCCCUCCCCUGACAUGCACCUGCUGCUGCCUGCCAUGCACCCCCCACCGGCCAUGCACCCCCCACCGGCCAUGCACCCCCCACCGGCCAUGCACCCCCCACCGGCCAUGCACCCCCCACCGGCCAUGCACCCCCCACCGGCCAUGCACCCCCCACCGGCCAUGCACCCCCCACCGGCCAUGCACCCCCCACCGGCCAUGCACCCCCCACCGGCCAUGCACCCCCCACCGGCCAUGCACCCCCCACCGGCCAUGCACCCCCCACCGGCCAUGCACCCCCCACCGGCCAUGCACCCCCCACCGGCCAUGCACCCCCCACCGGCCAUGCACUCACUGCGCCCUCCCCUUGCAAUCCCCAUGCCUCUCUUCUCUUUCCCUGCAUUCCCACCAGGUCAAGGCGGAGGAGUCAUGGGACAAGUCAAGGCGGAGGAGUCAUGGGACAAGUAUUUGGAGGCGGUUGCGUGGACCAAGGCGCGUCUGCACUCGCUGCGCUCGUCCGCGCCCUCCCCCUCCGCGGCGGCGCUGCUCAGCAUGGAGGCGCAGCUCGUGUCUUCCCUCGCGUUCGCGCAGCAGCGCGCGGACGAGGAGGCUGCGCGCGUGGCGCAGCUGUGCGCGCGCGUGGGCGCGGACGCGGGGGAGAGGAGGCGCAGCAGGGAGGAGGGGCUGCGGAGGGCCGCGGAGGCUGGGGCGACGAUGGGGAAAGGCGCGGAGGGGGGGGCCGGGAAACGGGGAGAGGGGGGAGCGGGAGGGAGAUGA